This is a messenger RNA of Sordaria macrospora k-hell, 1104 nucleotides long. RefSeq lists its product as uncharacterized. The record is from RefSeq and is a predicted model, not a curated record. Gene Ontology annotation, molecular function: signaling receptor binding. Gene Ontology annotation, cellular component: peroxisomal importomer complex; peroxisomal membrane. Lineage: Eukaryota; Fungi; Ascomycota; Sordariomycetes; Sordariales; Sordariaceae. Gene Ontology annotation, biological process: protein import into peroxisome matrix, docking.
AUGGCCAUCCGCGAGGACCUGGUCGCUUCGGCGGCGCAGUUUCUUCAAGACCCCAGUGUCGCCGCCUCGCCAAUCGAGAAGAGGAUCGCUUUUCUCCAAGCAAAGAACCUUUCACAGGAAGAAGUCAGCGCUGCGCUCGCCCGCGCCGAAUCAGGAGGCCCACCGCCGCCUUACGCCCAGUCGCCCGCCUAUGCUCAGGCGGCCGGUCCCGUCGCAGCACAGGGUGGUUCUCCUCAGUACUAUGGCUACCCCCCAUACGCAUGGCCGCAGUCAACUACCGAGGGCCCCAGGAGGGAUUGGAGGGACCUGUUCAUUCUGGCGACCGUAGUUGGAGGCGCAUCAUAUGGCCUGUACAAUCUUGGCAAGCGCUAUGUGUAUCCUCUUAUCGCUCCUCCCACGCCGGAGCGUCUCGAGCAGGACAAGAAGUCCGUUGACGAGCAGUUCGACAAGACCUUUCAGCUGGUUGAGCAGCUGGCCAAGGACACCGAGGUCCUCAAGGCUUCGGAGCAGGAGAGGACAGAGAGGCUCGACAAUGCCCUCGAGGAGCUGGAGACUGUGGUUAGGGACCUCAAGACUGCCAACAGACGCAGGGACGACGAGGCGCAGAGAGUACGGGACGAUGUGCAAAAUCUCAGGGACUCGAUUCCAAGGGCACUCAACAACCAGAAGGACUUGACCGACAACAGGCUGCGCGAGCUCAACACUGAACUCAAGAGCCUCAAGACCCUUAUCUCGCAACGCAUGAACCCAACCGCCACCUCGACUAGCGUCAACAACUACCUUCGCCCCAACGCUAACGGAAACGUGAUCCCUUCUUCAGCCCCUGCUACACCAGCCCUCGGCGGUGAGAAUGUGGACCCCAGCAGCAGAGCCGCGAGUGUGCAGGAUGAGCAACCCAGAUACCAACAGGAGCAGCCCAUCGUUCAACCUGCUGCCCCCAAGCCUUCGCCUUUCAGCAGCGGAAUCGCUUCCGCGGGCAAGCCGACUAUCCCUGCUUGGCAGCUGGCCAUGGCCAACAAAACCCCCUCGGCUUCGACGGUCGGAGUGACGAACGGUACUGCGAAUGAUGGAGCCAGCAGCAACGGAGGCGACGAGGCCGCUUAA